Messenger RNA from Paralichthys olivaceus (Japanese flounder), 1821 nucleotides. The record is from RefSeq and is a predicted model, not a curated record. Lineage: Eukaryota; Metazoa; Chordata; Actinopteri; Pleuronectiformes; Paralichthyidae.
GUAACAGACAGAAGAGCGAGAGAGGAGGAGAUCCACUCGACUGUUCGCAGAGUUGAAAAGACACAUGAUACUUCUCUCAGAAAGGAUAAAACAUUCGGAAUGUGGACGCAGCUGAAAGCUCAACUUAAAUGAGGAAUAUUAGUUGUGGACAGCUUUGGAUACAGACAGCUAUUCCUGCCUGUUGCACACAGUUGGAUAAACAAGUUCAGCUUCGAUUUUUUGGACGCUCCGGCACAUGACUGAGGAGGACGCCUUCACUCCGUACACGUUCCAGACUCACCAGUUAAAGAUGCAAAAUAGCAUGAACUGCAAUAAGAGCGAUGACUUUAAAUACCCUCUGUACAGCUCGGUUUUCAGCCUGGUUUUUGUAAUUGGACUAAUUCUCAACAUGGUGGCUGUAUAUAUUUUUGGCUGUACAUUGAAGCUGCGAAAUGAGACCACGACAUACAUGAUAAACCUUGUGGUUUCAGACUCUCUCUUUGUUCUCAGCUUGCCUUUUCGGAUCGUUUACUUCAUUAAACGUGAAUGGUUAUUUGGAAGUGUGCUCUGCAAGAUCUCGGUGGCUGUAUUUUACACCAACAUGUAUGGCAGCAUCCUCUUCCUCACCUGCAUCAGUGUUGACCGCUUCCUGGCCAUAGUGCACCCAUUUCGGUCACAGGCUAUCCGCACUAAGAGAAAUGCCAAACUGGCCUGCUGUGUGGUGUGGGUGAUGAUUCUUUCUGGGAGUAUACCCACAGGGUUUCUUUUGGACACCACUUCACCCAAAAAUGCCAACUCCUCCUUCUGCUUUGAAAACUACUCCAAAAAACAGUGGAAGGCUGAGCUGUCCAAGGUGGUGGUGUUAAUUGAGACUGUGGGCUUCAUCAUCCCGUUGAUGGUCAAUGUGUUCUGCUCGGUCAUGGUGCUGCGGACACUAAGGAAACCGCAAACCAUUAGCCGUGGGGGGAACCUCAACAAGACCAAAAUCCUGAGGAUGAUCCUUGUGCAUCUGCUCUUCUUCUGCUUCUGCUUCAUCCCCUACAAUAUCAAUCUCAUCUUCUACGCCCUGGUGCGCUCCAAUAUCCUGAAGGGAUGCUAUGCAGAAUAUGUGGUCAGAGCUAUCAACCCUAUAGCUCUGUGCAUAGCAGUGACCAACUGCUGCUUUGACCCAGUCAUUUACUACUUCACUUCUGAGACCAUUCAGAGCUCCAUCAGACGCAAGACCACAGUGUGGUACAACGGGACUCGGCUAUUCGACCGACUGCAGAUGGACAGCCCGCAAAGCAGCCCAAUCUCCACACCAAAAAGCCUGACGCUGAGGAGUCUCAGGUCAAAAACGUUUGUCAGUGAGUCAACAGUCUAAUGAAGACUCAAUUAUGUGACAUGAUAAAUAAUUCAGGUGAAACUCAAAGGACAUGGGUGGAAACAGAGUGGCCUCAAAGAUUGUAACAACACAAACAACUGUUUCUAAGGAGUCACUCUCUGACCCUGGACACCAAAGAGAGUUGGACUUGGACUCAUGACACUGAGACAAGUCAGACAGCAGAGUGUGUUGCGGCAUAAAUACUGUUUAACUCAUUUACAAUUCCCAACAUAUUUGUGAGAAAACGAGUUGUAAGAAGAAUGUGUAAAGACACUGUACUUGUCCUGUAAUUCCUUAGCUCAGAUUUUAAUGUUGGAAAAUUCUUAAGCAAUGCUGAACCAGUAUUUCUUUUUUUCCUUUUAUAUGAGCUGUGCUGCGGAGUUUAAGUAUUUGUGGCCUCAGCAAGGCUUUUAAGCACUUUAAAUAGCAGUAUGUUCAGAAAGAGCAUGUAUCCAUUAUACUGAAAGAAAAUAAACAGU